Molecule: messenger RNA, 4642 nt
Organism: Coregonus sp. 'balchen'
Lineage: Eukaryota; Metazoa; Chordata; Actinopteri; Salmoniformes; Salmonidae
Source: the annotation of a GenBank genome assembly
AACUCCAUGAAGGUGAUGUUCAAGUGCUUGUGGAAGAACUGUGAAAAGGUCCUCAGCACCUCUUCAGGGAUCCAGCGACACAUCCGCACCGUCCACCUGGGGUAAGGCACCAAUCAACCAAUCACAGAGCCAAAUACAGGUCAACUGCUGUAGAUAUCCAAUCACAAUUGUUGAAUGGGUAAUUGUUGUAACCAAUCAAUGCAUUCAGAUCACAUGAGGACCAAUAAGAGAGCAGAUAUUUAUUAUAUAGAGCCAUUAUUGCAUGGAACUCCCUUCCAUUUCAUAUUGCUCAAAUGAACAGCAUACCUGGUUUCAAAAAACCGAUAAAGCAACACCUCAGGGCACAACACCUCUCCCCUAUUUGACCUAGAUAGUUUGUGUGUGUGUAUUGAUAUGUAGGCUACAUAUCUAAAUUGAUGUAGUUCUGUCCUUAAGCUGUUCUUGUCUAUUAAUGUUCUGUAUUAUGUCAUGUUUCAUGUUUUGUGUGGACCCCAGGAAGAGUAGCUGCUGCUUUCGCAACAGCUAAUGGGGAUCCUAAUAAAAUACCAAAUACCAGAUAUAAUACAGUUCACUCUAUUAACUGAAGUUUUGUCAAAAUAUCUACUAUCAGUGAGGAGCUAGUAUUGUGGAGUAUGUGCGACAUUGGUAGCGCUGUCUCUCCAUGGGCUCUCAGUGUUUGUUAUAACUUCUUAAUAUGAUUUGGUUUGUUAGUCUAGGAUCCACUUACAAAGAGCAGGGUGGAGGAGGGAAGCAUAUCAACACAUGAGGAGGUUUCGCUGGUGUGUUUUUAUAGCUUCCUGUUGCUAUCCUGCACUCUCUGUCAGUCAUUAAAGGCUUUGACCAAUCAAGUCCAUAAGCUCAGUGGCUUUGAGGCCUGGGCAUCACUGCCCUCUGCUGGUUAGAGAAGACUCAGCUCCUCAUUUUAAAGCUUGUAGUGGCUUGGUAUGAAGUAAUAAUAAUAAUAAUAUGCCAUUUAGCAGACGCUUUUAUCCAAAGCGACUUACAGUCAUGCGUGCAUACAUUUUUUUUGUGUAUGGGUGGUCCCGGGGAUCGAACCCACUACCUUGGCGUUACAAGCGCCGUGCUCUACCAGCUGAGCUACAGAGGACCACAGUGAUAUAAGGCAUUAAAAGCAUUCAUUAUAAGCUGCUUCACGUAUGUCACACUCCUGCGAUGCAGGCGGAACUGCGACUCGGACUACAGCGACGGGGAGGAGGACUUCUACUACUCGGAGAUCGAGAUCAACAUGGACAGCCUAUCAGAGGGCUUGUCCAGCCUCACGCCCACCUCCCCCACCACCUCCGGCCCUCCCCCCAUUUUCCCCCCUGUCUCUCUCACCGCCUGUCUCCCUCGCUCUGAGCCCUCCCACAUCGCCAUGAGGGGGACGCAUGGCCACGCCCCCUACCCUGCUCAGCCAAUCAGCUCCCUCCACGCUCUGCCAUAUUCGCACUGACCACGCAUACCAGGUAAGAACAGUCAUGCACGUACAUACACCUUAUUCUCCAGCGGCAAUGGUACUCUCUGAUGCUAUAAACUCUUAGAAAAAAGGUGCUAUCUAGACCUUAAAAGGAUUCUUCGGCUGUCCAUGUAGGAGAACCCUUUUGGUUCCAUGUAGAAACCUUUUGGUUCCAGGUAGAACCCUUUCCACAGAGGGUUCUACAUGAAACCCAAAAGGGUUCUACCUGGCACCAAGGAGGGUUCUACUUGGAGCUGAAGAACCCUUUUGGAACCCAGAGAAUGUCCAGGGAUGGGUAAAAUCACAAAAUAUAAUUACAAAAUACCCAAAAGAUCAAUGUAUCAAAAUAAACUACAAAUUACUUGUAUUUAGAAAUGUAUUUAAUUAAAAUACAUGUAUUUUAAAAUACAGAAAUAGGUUUGCAAGUAGCCGGCCUGAACAGCAACAACAUUUUCAGUGACGGUUACAGAAAUGUAUUACUUGCUAUGACUGUGAUAUGUUGUUGUUUAUUUACCUUAUUUGAAUGCACUCUGUAAAGGCAUCCGCAUGCUUCCCAUCGUGCAUAUUCUAUGACGCAAUUUUGUGACGUUUUUGUUCAUUUUGGUCUUCGGCAAGGUUUUUUUUGUCAGUAGCCAAAGUCUACGCCCCUUUGUCAGUGAUUGGUCAACAGUAGGGAUUCUUCAAUGAAGUGUUUGUUGUCAAUCAACGAGAGAUGAAUCGUAUUCAUGAAAAAAAAUUCACUUGAGAAAUACUGAAACAAACAUCUUAGUUAGAUGUCAAAUGUAGCAACUAAGAGCAGCAAAAACGUCCAAAUUAAUGACAGAUUUCUUGAGUUAUUUUAGAUUAAUUCUGACUAUUUUGAGGAAAUGUAUACUGGCUACAGCAUCUCAAGAUAGACAAACAGUACUAUUGCCUAUUGUUUCUCAUUUUUCAAGCGAACACUCGUUCGGUUCGCCUAGCCGCCAACCGAACCGAAGCAUGCGGAACACUUAAGUCACUCUGGAUAAGAGUGUCUGCUAAAUGACCUAAAUGUAUAUGUGAAAAUUAACAUACCAAAAUGAACUACAAAGCACACUGGGUAUUAUUAUUGGCCUUUUUUGGGAUGCGGAGCUCAUUAGAAUACUCAGCAUGCUUUGCAAUUGUUCAUUUUUACAUAUACAUUUAUAUUUAGUUAAUUUAGCAGACGCUCUUAACACACCAUAGCGCCAUUAGACUUCUGAAAGGGGGCCACAAAAUGGUGAACCGCUAUAGCAAAUGGUAUAGAAAAGUAUUUAGUAUUUUGAAAAUACAAAUGACAGAUUAUGAAAGUAUCUUGUUACAAAAUACAUUGGAGUGUAGUUUAGCCCAGUGUAAUACAAAUUACAAAAUACUCAGAAGUAAUUGAAAUACAUGUAACAGAUACAAUACUGCCCAUCUCUGAGACUGACAUGUAGCUGUCAUCUACUUCCUGACAGGUAAUGUUAUGGUUCCCCUGGUCUGUACACAGGCUUAAUGCUACAUGGCAGAUGAAUAGGUUUCUAUAGAUGAGGUAGUCUCCUCUCUUUUACUCCAUCUUCUCUCUGUAUAGUAUCUAUCUCCCUUUUCUUUCUGCAUCAUUCUUUGUCGCUCAACCUCCCUCUACCUCCACUCAUUCACCCCUUCUCUCACCUCCUCCUUCUCUCUCCCCUACCUCUCUCUAUCUCCCCCCUCCCCCCUCUCUCUCUCUCUCGCUCUCUCUCUCUCUCUCUCUCUCUCUCUCUCUCUCUCUCUCUCUCUCUCUCUCUCUCUCUUUCUCUUUCUCUUUCUCUUUCUCUUUCUCCUUCCUCCUCUUCUCUCUGUCGCUCACUGUGGUGCGGUGCUAUGUUUUCCAGGCCACUGCUCCUUUGAGUAUUCCUGUGUGUUCGGAGCAGGCUGGUGGGAAUGAUGGGAUUGGGAAUUGGGAUGGGAUCAGUGUGUCCUGGCAGUCCCCUCCUGUCAUUUUUAAAGGCUUACCGGUGAGCAGGCUGCUUUCUCUCCUUCUGUCUUCAUCCUCACGUUCUCUCUCUAUUUCAUCACUCCCCACAUCUCUUCUACCUCUCUCACUCUGUUGCUCUUCCACUUCUCAUAUUUCUCACCCUCUCAUAUCUCCCUCUUCGCCCCACCCCAUCUCUCUCUCCCCCAUCUCUCAUCUCUCUACUCCCACUCCCUCGCUCCCCCCACCCCCAAACCUUUUUUUCAAUUUCUCUCUCCCCCACUCCUGUCAGGCUAGCUGCCUCCUUUCUUCUACCUCUGUCUCUACCCCAUAGCCCUUCUAUCUAGACAUGUUGCCUUUAGGGCUGAACUAGGAUCAGGUCCUCUUGUUGUCUUCUAUCUAGACAUGUUGUCUUCAGGGCUGAACUAGGAUCAGUUCCUCUUGUUGUCUUCUAUCUAGACAUGUUGCCUUUAGAGCUGAACUAGGAUCAGUUCCUCUUGUUGUCUUCUAUCUAGACAUGUUGUCUUCAGGGCUGAACUAGGAUCAGGUCCUCUUGUUGUCUUCUAUCUAGACAUGUUGCCUUUAGGAGCUGAACUAGGGUCAGUUCCUCUUGUUGUCUUCUAUCUAGACAUGUUGCCUUUAGGAGCUGAACUAGGGUCAGUUCCUGUUGUUGUCUUCUAUCUAGACAUGUUGCCUUUAGGAGCUGAACUAGGAUCAGGUCCUCUUGUUGUCUUCUAUCUAGACAUGUUGUCUUCAGGGCUGAACUAGGAUCAGCCUCUCCUGCCAGUGUGAAUAUUUUUAUCUGGUCAGGAAAAUCUCAGGGCACUAGGUGAAAGCUGCUAUGAUUGCUGCUAUGCUAUGAUUGAUUGGUAGAAUGCCCUUUGACCUGUGCUUGCCCCUGCAGGGCCCUUUGACUCACACCCGCACAGUGAGCUUCGGGGAGAAGAGACAGCCUGCCCUUCACACACACACCACCAUCAGCAAGACACCCGCCUCUACAGCCCCCCUGGCCAAAUCAGCACCAGGAACCAGGUACACAGAUUGUGUGGGUGUGUGUGUGGACCCUUCCUUUGUGAGUGUAUUUAUCAACUUCAUGGGAGUGUAGUGUGAAGUCUAACUGUGUGUCAUAUCUUUGAUUGCCAAGGAAACCCCGCGGAGAGGCCAAAAAGUGCCGGAAGGUGUACGGCAUGGAGAAGAGGGACAUGUGGUGCACAGCCUGCCGUUGGAAAAAAGCCUGUCAGCGAUUCAAUGAUUGA